Cinclus cinclus is the source of this 1173-nucleotide messenger RNA. RefSeq names its product progastricsin (gene PGC). The transcript is spliced from 9 exons. Gene Ontology annotation, biological process: proteolysis. The record is from RefSeq and is a predicted model, not a curated record. Lineage: Eukaryota; Metazoa; Chordata; Aves; Passeriformes; Cinclidae. The coding region runs from base 1 to 1173 and encodes 390 amino acids. Gene Ontology annotation, molecular function: aspartic-type endopeptidase activity.
AUGAAGUGGCUCCCGGUGGUCCUGGCGUGUCUGCAGCUGGCGGAGGGGGCGGUGAGGAUCAGUCUGAAGAAAGGCCUGUCCAUCCGCGAAAAGAUGAGGGCAGCUGGGGCGCUGGAUGAUUUCCUGAAGCACAUUAGAUAUGAUCCAGUGAAGAAAUACCAGUCCAGCCAGGGCUCCGUGGUGAGGGAGCCCAUAGCCAACCACCUGGAUUCCUCCUACUUUGGGGAAAUCAGCAUCGGGGAACCCCCCCAAAAGUUUUUGGUGCUCUUCGACACUGGCUCCUCCAACCUGUGGGUUCCCUCUGUGGACUGCAAGAGUCCUGCUUGCUUCAACCACGCCAAGUUCCAGCCCCGUGACUCAGCCACCUUCACCCCCCGUGACCAGUCCUACACCGUGUCCUACGGCAGCGGCUCCAUCACCAUCACACUGGGCUACGACACGCUCAGGAUCCAGAGCAUCACUGUCACAAACCAGGAGUUCGGGCUCAGCCAGGACGAGCCCACCCAGCCUUUCUACUUUGCGGAUUUCGAUGGGAUCCUGGGCAUGGCCUACCCCUCUCUGGUAGUGGGAGGGAUGGCCACAGCUCUGGAGGGGAUGCUGGAGCAGAACCAGCUCUCAGAGCCCAUUUUCAGCUUUUACUUCUCACGCCAGCCCACCUACGAGUACGGGGGAGAGCUCAUCCUUGGGGGCACUGACCCUCAGCUCUUCCAGGGGGACAUCACGUGGGCACCGGUGACAGAGAAGCUUUACUGGCAGGUGGCACUUGAGGAGUUUGCCAUCGGACAGUCAGUGACCAGCUGGUGCAGCCAGGGCUGCCAGGCCAUUGUGGACACGGGGACAUUCCUGCUGACCGUGCCCCAGGAGUACAUAGAGAGCAUCCUGGAGGCCCUGGGAGCACAGGAGACCAGCUAUGGGGUGAGUUAUGCAGUGGGCUGCAACGACACCCAGAGCAUGCCCCCCAUCACCUUCAUCAUCGGCGGCGCUCGGCUCCCGCUCUCCCCGUCCGCCUACGUCCUGAACAGCAAUGGCUACUGCACCCUGGCCAUCGAGGUCACCUACCUGCCCUCCCAGGACGGGCAGCCCCUCUGGAUCCUGGGAGAUGUUUUCCUGAAGGAAUAUUACACCAUCUUCGACAUGGCCAACAACCGGGUGGGCUUUGCCUUGUCGGUCUAG